GGCAGCCCCGGGCAGCAAAAGAAGGGGUGCCCGCGCGGCGACGGCUGCAUUGCAGACACCGCUCAGGGUAGGGGAACCCCGGCGGCUGAAACGAUCUACUUGGAACCACGGGUGAACAAUGCCGUUAGAGCUGAGCUGCUGAACACUCGUGGACACUCCCCUGCUGCACGCUGGCCUUCAGCUGAGACAACAUGGAAGACUCCUACAAGGAUAGGACCUCACUGAUGAAGGGUGCCAAGGACAUUGCCAAAGAAGUGAAGAAGCAAACAGUGAAGAAGGUGAGCCAGGCAGUGGACCGGGCCCAGGAUGAAUACACCCAGCGGUCCUACAGUCGGUUCCAGGACGAAGACGAUGACGAUGAUUACUACCCACCCGGAGAACCCUACAGCGGGGAGGCCAACGAUGACGAGGGCUCCAGUGAGGCCACUGAGGGGCAUGAUGAAGAGGAUGAGAUCUAUGAAGGGGAGUACCAGGGCAUCCCCAGCAUGAACCAGGGGAAGGACAGCAUAGUGUCAGUGGGACAGCCCAAAGGAGAAGAGUACAAGGACCGCCGAGAGCUGGAGUCAGAGCGGAGGGCUGACGAGGAAGAGCUGGCCCAGCAGUAUGAGCUGAUCAUCCAGGAGUGUGGCCAUGGUCGUUUCCAGUGGGCCCUUUUCUUUGUCCUGGGCAUGGCUCUCAUGGCGGAUGGUGUGGAGGUGUUUGUGGUGGGCUUCGUGCUACCCAGUGCAGAGACAGACCUCUGCAUACCGAACUCAGGAUCCGGAUGGCUAGGCAGCAUAGUGUACCUCGGGAUGAUGGUGGGGGCGUUCUUCUGGGGAGGACUGGCAGACAAAGUGGGCAGGAAGCAGUCUCUCCUGAUUUGCAUGUCUGUCAACGGAUUCUUUGCCUUCCUUUCUUCAUUUGUCCAAGGCUAUGGCUUCUUUCUCCUCUGUCGUUUGCUUUCUGGAUUCGGGAUCGGAGGCGCCAUUCCUACUGUGUUCUCCUACUUCGCUGAAGUCCUAGCCCGGGAGAAGCGGGGUGAGCACCUCAGUUGGCUCUGCAUGUUCUGGAUGAUCGGUGGAAUCUACGCGUCAGCCAUGGCCUGGGCCAUCAUCCCACACUACGGGUGGAGCUUCAGCAUGGGCUCAGCCUACCAGUUCCACAGCUGGAGGGUCUUCGUCAUCGUCUGUGCCCUUCCGUGCGUCUCCUCUGUGGUGGCCCUCACCUUCAUGCCGGAAAGCCCUCGCUUCUUGCUGGAGGUGGGAAAACAUGAUGAAGCCUGGAUGAUUCUGAAGCUCAUUCACGAUACCAACAUGAGAGCCCGGGGCCAGCCAGAGAAGGUCUUCACGGUAAAUAAAAUCAAAACUCCCAAGCAAAUUGAUGAGCUGAUCGAGAUUGAGAGUGACACAGGAACUUGGUAUAGAAGGUGUUUUGUUCGGAUCCGCACGGAACUGUAUGGAAUUUGGUUGACUUUUAUGAGAUGCUUCAACUACCCAGUCAGGGAAAACACCAUAAAGCUUACGAUUGUUUGGUUCACCCUGUCUUUUGGGUACUAUGGACUGUCGGUUUGGUUCCCUGAUGUCAUUAAACAUCUGCAGUCUGACGAAUAUGCCCUGCUAACGAAAAACGUGCAGAAAGAUAAAUAUGCAAACUUCAGCAUCAACUUCACCAUGGAGAACCAGAUCCACACUGGAAUGGAGUAUGACAAUGGCAGAUUCCUCGGAGUCAAGUUCAAGUCCGUAACUUUCAAAGAUUCGGUGUUUAAGUCCUGCACCUUUGACGACGUGACCUCAGUCAACACCUACUUCAGGAACUGCACAUUUAUCGAUACCCUUUUUGAGAACACAGAUUUUGAGCCAUAUAAGUUCAUCGACAGCGAGUUUCAAAACUGCUCGUUUCUUCACAACAAGACGGGAUGCCAGAUUACUUUCGACGAUGACUAUAGCGCCUACUGGAUUUAUUUUGUCAACUUUCUUGGGACGUUGGCAGUGUUGCCAGGCAAUAUAGUGUCCGCUCUGCUGAUGGACAGAAUUGGGCGUUUAACAAUGCUAGGUGGCUCCAUGGUGCUCUCGGGGAUCAGCUGCUUCUUCCUGUGGUUUGGCACCAGUGAAUCAAUGAUGAUAGGCAUGCUGUGUCUGUACAAUGGGCUGACCAUCUCAGCGUGGAAUUCCCUCGACGUGGUCACUGUGGAACUGUAUCCCACAGACCGGAGAGCCACGGGCUUCGGCUUCUUGAAUGCGCUCUGUAAAGCGGCGGCGGUCCUGGGAAACCUAAUAUUCGGCUCCUUGGUCAGCAUUACCAAAGCCAUCCCCAUCCUGCUGGCUUCCACCGUGCUUGUGUGUGGCGGACUCGUGGGCUUGCGCCUGCCCGACACGCGAACCCAGGUUCUGAUGUGAAGGAGCCAAAAGCCAUCUCGUCCCACCAUGGGCCGGCCCUCCUGCCUGACUCAAGGCUGCAGGGGUUUUGUGUGUAGAAAGGCGGCCGAGUAGAAUACAAACUUUUGCUGUUGACGUAAAGAGUAGCUGCGUGCGUAUCGUCUUGCCCCUCCAAUGUGACUUUGCACUGUUUUAUUUUUUUUCCAGGCAUUGUUAUCUUUCCCUAACUGUGACACUCCUGCCUCCCCGUGUCCCGUGGAAGUGUUCCUAAAAUGUCCCAGUCAGCCAGGCUUUCCUGGGGAUUCUGACCACUGACACUGAGAAGCUAAAAAGCCUGUGCUGGCCUAAGAAAUAGACCCUGCCCCUGACAUGUCAUUAGCAGGAAGUUUAAGCUGGCAUAAUUGAGUUUGUGCUGAGGAAAGGGAUUUCUUUUUCCUUUUUUUUUUUCCAUACAGAAUGAUAUUUCCUGUUUACUUAGAAAAAAAGAACACCCAGACACUCUAGCUGUUACAGCAGGGUGUUUCAAAAACAUUGUGUGACACCAAGCAUGCCUGAGUGGGGCUCUUUCAGGCAGGACAAUCAAGGUGACUCUUCUAACAAGAAAAAUUUAAAGUCUGACUUCAGAUGGCAACAAAAGCCUGCUUGAGCUGCAGAAACCAGAUUUUAGAUGGGGAGCCCUGAUACAUGUGAGGGCUGCAGCCGCCACCGCAUCUGGGACUUGGCAGGUGGAUCUCAGUGUUUGAAGAUCAGAGAUCCUCUGCCCCUCUUUGCAUUCCUUCCCAAGCUGCCCCGGAAUUGGCCAGAAAGCAGAUGCAGGGAAAGAAAGCCACUUCUUAAAAAGUCACAUCUGCCUCUUCAAUUCUGUGACACUUCUCUCGUCUCUGGUCCAGUGAUUGGCAGUAGAAAUUAGAAACUGGCAAGAAAGUCACAACCAAAGCCAUUUGGAAAUGCCAAAGGGUAUUUCUCUCGGUACUGUUUCUUGAGAGUCAAAACUAUCCCCCUCCCUUGUUCGUCUAUCUGUCCACGGUCACUGUUUAACCCCAUCUCCACAGCAGGCCCUGCCCCUCCAGCUUUCCCCGGGCUAUGGGCACCCAGCCUUGUCGGAGCCCAGCCUUGUCUCUGGGUUUCCCCUUCUCUCCCAAGCAACCCUCUUUGAUUAGCAUAAGCCAUUAAUCCACUGUCCCCAGCGAGUAAGUCUGGCUUGGUGGAGGGGACAGCCUAGGGUUAAGAUGGGAAGUCUCAGAGAGUAGUUCCCUAGAUAGCAUCUUCUGAUGGAUGUCUGUCUGUUUACCUCUGGAAUCUUCAUGAGCGUGGAAGGACAGGUCAGCGGGACAUUCCCACGGGCCAGCUGUCAGCUAAAUGACCUUCUGGUCUCUCACUGACUGCCCCUCCCCCAAGCCCGUUCUUUCAUCCGUCUUUGAAAUCUGAAGGCUCCUUGUCGAUGCGAAGCCAGUAUACGUCCCAUAUUUAGAUGGCCUUCUCUCUUUAACUCCCUCUGUCUUGUUGGAGGGUGAUCCUUGUUGCUUCUUUCCUGCUAUUCCUGCAUGACCACAGCCCUGGGGCUUCCAGAAAAGAGAAAUUUUUGUUCCCACUAAUCAUUCUGUUCAAAGAUGGCCCUGCUCCCUGGAGGGGCCCCCUGUCUCCCCUCCCCUACCGCAUUCCCUGAUCCCUCCUGGAGCUCAAAUUCUGUGAAAAGCUCUUUGAUUAACAUAAGCCAUUAAUCCACUGUCCCCCAGUAAGUAAGUCUGGCUUGCUGGAGGGAGCAGCCUAUAGUUAAGAUGGGAAGUCUCAGAGAGUAGUUCCCUGGAGAUAAUUUAGAUACACGGAGCCAGGACACCAAGGAUAUCAGAACAAAAUCUGCAAAGGUGCCGGAAAAAGGAAAACCUUUAAGAUUAGGCAUGACUGCUUUGAAAGACACCCACAAAGCAGGGACCAGAACAGAACUCACUUCUGUUUCCUUUUCCAUCCCUGGGAAACAAAUACAUAUUUUAAAAAUCUCAGAAAGUAUUUUUCAAAUUAUUCGUUGUCUAUGUGGGUUCGAUCCCCCCUCCUAGUUACCCGUGAUUUGUCUUCUUUUAAAAAGGCGCGGGGAGGGGGCAUUUUUGGGACCCAGAGCAGAUCUUUUGGAUGAAUGUAGCCUGUAAAGACAAUGCUACGAAAGUAAAAUAUGAAUCUCUUCUCUUC
Myodes glareolus (Bank vole) is the source of this 4538-nucleotide messenger RNA. The record is from RefSeq and is a predicted model, not a curated record. NCBI's taxonomy places the organism in Eukaryota, Metazoa, Chordata, Mammalia, Rodentia, Cricetidae.